Messenger RNA from Ambispora leptoticha, 3435 nucleotides. NCBI's taxonomy places the organism in Eukaryota, Fungi, Glomeromycota, Glomeromycetes, Archaeosporales, Ambisporaceae. The record is from the annotation of a GenBank genome assembly.
AUGGAAAACAUAUCUUCUGAAGAAAUUACUGUUCAGGUCAAUGAUGAUUCGCCACUCCUCAUUAGUCUUCCUAAAGCUGCAAAUCUUACAGAAAUACGUAACAUACUUUCUGAAAGAUAUGAUAUUAAAAUGGGGCCUAAAACUUAUUUUGUAUGCCCAAAAGAUGGCUCACCCACAAUUCCGUAUCACGAAGAAAAAAAAUAUUCGUUGGAAAAUAUUAUUAACCUGACCAAAAAUUUGAAAAUAAAGGGUGAGCUUGAACCAAAUUGGAAAGAGAUUAUUGAAAAAAAUAAACUUGAAUGUGGUUUAUUUUUCACGGAUGACGGGCCGAGAUCUGCAGAGGAAAAAGCUUUUGAAAUUGUGCAGUAUCCGAAGACUACAUUGUUAAAUCAAAUUGCCAGCUUUCAAGAAAUAGAAUGUAAAACGGAAAAAGAUGAUUUUUGUACAAAAAAUCUAUUCGUUGUAGCAAAUCUAGAUGUAAACUCACAUAUACCAAUUUCUGCGAAGUUUGGGGCUUUUUACCAGAAGAAUUCUAUCAAACAUAGUGCUAAUGUGAAGUUAAAUACGUACCGGAAAUCAAAAAAAAUAAAAGCAAUAUUUUCAAUGUCCGAAUCAGAAGUUAAACCAACUAAAGAAUUUAUUUCGGCAGUUAAUAAAGCACUCGAGUCAGAUUACCCUCGUGAAUUCCUCAAAAAAGUCACAGAGAAGUUUGGACAAUUUUGGUGCAAAAAACUUGAAAUUGGCGGAAGCAUUUUAUAUGUUAAAAAAGAGGAAUCAAAUGUAAAAGAAAAUAUACGACGCGAAGAAAAAAGUAUAGAUGGUGCCAUUAAAUUUGGGAAAUAUGAAGGAACGAAUCAGAUGAAUGCAGCAACUAAUAAAUAUUCUUAUUUUCAAAUUCGUGGUGGAUUGGAAAAAGAUUAUCAUAAAGGAAUGGCAGGGUGGUUUACUUCUUUAGAAGAUUAUAAAACAUGGGAGGUAGCCGCUUAUUCUGACAUUCAUUCAAUAUUUGAUAUCCUUGAUGACGAAAGAAGAAAAAAAGUAGCAGAAGUUUUUGGAAAACGAAUUAUUGAUUCUCGAGUUGUGAAACUGGUUUUCUUAAUGGAUAUUUCUAGACCAGAUCCAUAUAUAUAUGAACUUCCGAUCAAAUAUGAUUUAUCGAAUUGUCAAAUCUUUGUUACAGAAAUGAAAGAUGAUAACAACUCAGAUACAAUAUUUGCUUCUCGAGUUCAUUAUAUCAACGAUAAAGAUCCGCCUGUAAUUCUAUUACAUCGAUUUGGAUCAUUGAAUAAAAGACCAAAAAUCCAAAAAUUUUCAAUAAAGUUAGGUUGGAUCGUACUUGGAACGUCCACUAUGUUGAAUUUACCCAACGAACCUAUUUUUGAAAGUGGAGAAUCACCAAUCACAGUGAAAGACAACAAACAUUGCUCAGCGACCAUUUCAUUGCAUGAACUGGGUCCGAACGAAAGUCUAUUAGCUACUUGUGUUUCAAGAUCCAGAAAUUUUCUAGAUGAUUGUAGGGAAUCCAAGUAUAUUACGAGAUCACAUUUUGUUUAUAACAAUAGUUCUAUUAAGGCUUGUGCGUUUUUCUAUGAUCUAAUAAGUGGAAAGCAAUUUUAUCAGUUGGAUGAUUUGAACACACACUUUUCGAUUAAUUACAGUAUAAUAAUCGGACAACAAAAUGAUGAAUUCGGUCAAGCACAAAUAAACGUAACUUCCGAUUCCGUUAUCAAAAACCCAUUUAAUCAAACAAGAUAUAAAAUCUGUUUUGAAAACUAUAAUCACUUAACGUCACAACAUGAAAACGAUCAAUUUGCUGCUACUUCGUCAACACACUCAACGCAAUCAUGUUUGCAGAAUCCUAUUUUUGUUAACUUAAUUAUGGAUAAAUGCUCAGAAAGAAGAAAAUGUCCUCAUGGUGUCUUGAAUCCUAUACCAGAGCACGUGCAAUUCAAGUCUAUACACCGUGUGGAUGUGAACAACGAAAAAAUAGCAUAUUUCCGCCAAUUUAACUUAGCAUUGUAUAAUUUAAAUUUUGCUAAGAAUGAAAUUGAGGCUUUAAUAUGGCUCCAAAAAUCUGCAGAAAAUAGGAACACUCGAGCGCAAUUUAUUUUGAAUAAAUGUUACAAGUUAUUAAAUAAACCUUCCCUUCAUAAUAUUAAAAUACGAUCUAAUUGUUUCAUUACUUUGAAAGAGAUAAAUAUUCAACAUGAACGAAUUAACCUAUCACAAGGAAUAAAUAUUCGGAAGCAUCAAGUUGAGCAAGCUUUUCAGCCAGCAAUAGAUUUUGAUUUUAUAGCAUCUGAACAAUUAGCAAUCGAAAUUGAUAUUCAGACGCUAAAGCCAACUAGAAAAUUAAGUUUAGCAAUUGACGAAGCACUAAAAUCAAAUGCGCCGAUUGAAAGUUUGAAACUUGUGCUUGAGGAUUUCGGGCAUUUUUUUCCUAUCAAAAUCAUACUUGGUAAUAAACUGCAAAGAAUAACUCAAUUAAAUUUGGAUGAAAAUGCCAACAACAUGUAUUUAGCGAACGAAUUUGAUGAAUUCUCAAAUUUUAAUAUAGAUAAAUCACUUGAAAAAUGGAAAGAAAAUAUACAACAAUUUGAUUCCUCCUAUAUGAUCGAAAUGGAUGGUGAUCCGAUUGAUAUAAGCCAAAUUCAUGAAUGGUUUGAAAAGAUUUCAAACCAAUACUCCGAGUGGCAUAUUGUUAAGCGUGUUGUCAAACCAUUAUACGAAAUUCUUGAUAUAAAUCAACAACGGGAUAUUAAAAGUCUUUUUAAAAAAGAAGAGCGCAUAUUAAUGAAUAACAAAACACUAAUUUCCGAUUGUAGCACUGGAUAUCAACGAAUUGAUUUUGAUAAUCAACUGAAGUUGAAGAGUAACAAUUAUCAAUUAUUCGGAAUUAUUGUAUCUUGCGACGGUGAAAAAUUGGAAAAUGUCUAUAUGAGAUUUAGUUUGAAAACAGUUUAUGGAUUUUCAGUGAGUUGGCAUGAUUUUCGAGCGAAUGAUAAGAUGACUCCUGACAGUUUGCAAACACCACAUAUGCUUCAUUGGAUUUUAAUCGGUCGUCCAAGUGAAAUCGGAUAUUUUGAUCCAAUGACUCGUAAUAUAUCGGUUAAAAUUGGUGUCACCGCAUUAAAGUAUACAUGUAAUACGAUUAUUCAACCCGUUCAUCUUGAAGUUGGGAAAUCCCUAUUUCGAAAAAAUAUUGUGAUAUUUGAUGUUGAAUAUACCCCGUUACCAAAACAUCUGUUUUUCAAUACAAAAAUUGAAAAAUGGAAUGAAGAUGGAUCGAUUCAAAUAAAAAUUCAAGAGGAGAGUACAUGUAGUAAACUUUUGGAUGAAGAUCACAUAUUCAUUAAAGUUCGUUGGUGUGUUUUGUUUUUGGAAAAUGAUAUCGACAAGGAACGAUUGUGGAAUCAUUUAGGCGAGUCUUUGUAA